This is a messenger RNA of Thecamonas trahens ATCC 50062, 690 nucleotides long. RefSeq lists its product as uncharacterized. Bases 1 to 690 code for a protein of 229 amino acids. The record is from RefSeq and is a predicted model, not a curated record. The transcript has a single exon. NCBI's taxonomy places the organism in Eukaryota, Apusomonadida, Apusomonadidae.
AUGGCGAGCGUGGCCGCCACACUCGGGUACAGCCAGUCGUCGGCGGGAGCUCAGUUCUGGAGCGAGCCUCUGCGAACGUACGGGGUAUUUGCUAGCACUGAUGGCGAUGACGAUGAGUGGAUCGCGCUCAUCAGGGCCAUGGCUGCGGCAGGCAUCACAGGGCCGCUCGGGCCGACUGGUGACAUCGGUGUCGAGCUUGUGUGGGACGAGGGAGAGGAGCUUGCCCACGCUUUUGACGGCGGGCCGCUCUGCGUUGCAGCCAUGGCGAUGCUUGCUGGUGCCGUCAACCUUGGCAUCGAGCUGCUCGACGCUGAGGCGCCUGGGACGGUUGCAGGCCAGGUUCUGGCCGCCGCCGCCGCUGUCGACGAGCCGCAUCUGGUGCACCGGCUGAUGGAAGAGGGCGUGGACCCGAGUGCGGGAUGGGACGCUGCCCUGCGAUGUGCGGCUCGGCGUGGGUACGCUGGCGUAGUGGCGGCCUUGAUCGUCGACGAGCGUGUCGAUCCCUCGCGAUGCAGCAGCGAGGUGCUACGGUCCGCAGCGAGAGCCGGCCACACCGACGUCGUCUACCACCUCCUUGCCGACGGGCGAGUCGAUGCCAAUGCGAUGGACGGAAUCGCAAGGGCAAGUGCAGUGCGAGGAGGCCACGAUCAAGUUGUUGCCCUUCUCGACCGCGCGGCUACACACGGGUAA